Polyodon spathula (Mississippi paddlefish) is the source of this 2515-nucleotide messenger RNA. RefSeq names its product RNA-binding motif, single-stranded-interacting protein 1-like. NCBI's taxonomy places the organism in Eukaryota, Metazoa, Chordata, Actinopteri, Acipenseriformes, Polyodontidae. The transcript is spliced from 14 exons. The coding region runs from base 280 to 1467 and encodes 395 amino acids. The record is from RefSeq and is a predicted model, not a curated record. Gene Ontology annotation, molecular function: mRNA 3'-UTR binding; poly(U) RNA binding; poly(A) binding. Gene Ontology annotation, cellular component: ribonucleoprotein complex; cytosol; nucleus.
CGCAGAUCAAUGAACUCGGUUAAAUAAACUGGUCGGUGUAUCGAAAUUGGGAUUGAAUCAGGGUUACAUUUCACAGGGAUUGGCACAGUGCGUUUUAAAGAGGCAACAAGAAGUAACCACACCACAACACAACAGAUUACUGGACCCGUGUAAUAACCUUCAAUUCUAUCUGAAAUAGAGUAGGCUACGAGACACACUUUUCUGUCAAGCCAAGCUUUUGGAUACAAAAAAAAUAAAAUAAUUACAACUGCGUAUCGGGAGCAACUCAAAAUUAUAGGAAUGAUCUUUGCAAAUACAGUCAACCCUUUGAGGACGACAUAUCGCAAGCAGCAACCAUUUGCUCUAAACCCACACCCAAUGGCUCCCCCCAGCCCCAGUACUAACAGCAGUACCAACCACAGCAGUAGCAGCAGCAAUGCAGGAUGGGAGCAGCUAAGCAAAACCAACCUCUACAUCCGAGGGCUGCCACCAGCCACCACUGACCACGAUCUGGUCAAACUGUGCCAGCCGUAUGGCAAAAUUGUAUCAACAAAGGCAAUCCUGGAUAAGACAACAAACAAAUGCAAAGGUUAUGGUUUUGUGGAUUUUGACAGUCCAGCUGCUGCUCAGAAGGCUGUUUCUGCAUUGAAGGCAACUGGUGUCCAGGCCCAGAUGGCAAAGCAACAGGAACAAGACCCAACAAACCUGUAUAUUUCCAACUUGCCUCUUUCUAUGGAUGAACAAGAGCUAGAAAGUAUGCUUAAACCUUUUGGGCAGGUCAUUUCUACUAGAAUAUUACGUGAUUCUAAUGGUUCAAGUAGAGGCGUCGGCUUUGCAAGGAUGGAAUCAACAGAGAAGUGUGAAGCAGUCAUUUCACAUUUUAAUGGGAAAUUCAUUAAGACGCCACCGGGAAUCCUUGUGCCCAGUGAACCCUUAUUAUGCAAGUUUGCAGAUGGUGGACAAAAAAAGAGGCAAAAUCAAAACAAAUAUGUUCAGAAUGGCAGAGCGUGGCCAAGAGAGGGCGAGGUGAGACUUGCUGGAAUGACCCUGACAUAUGAUCCAACUACAGCUGCUAUGCAAAAUGGAUUUUAUCCUUCACCAUACAGUAUUGCAAACAGGAUGAUUGCUCAGACUUCUAUAGCACCCUAUGUGUCACCUGUUUCAACAUACCAGGUACAGACUCCUUCCUGGAUGCCUCAUCAACCGUAUAUCAUGCAGCAUCCUGGAGCAGUUCUAUCACCCUCUAUGGACCACACAAUGUCAUUACAACCAGGAUCAAUGCUAAACCCACUGACACAACAAAUGAGUCACCUUUCACUCAGCAGCACAGGAACGUUUAUGCCUGCUACAACAGCUAUGCAAGGUGCUUAUAUUCCCCAGUACGCUCACAUGCAGACUGCAGCUGUUCAAGUCGAGGAAAACAGUGGUCAGCAACAGGUGGAGUCAUCUAAUGAGCAUUCUCCCUACACGUAUCAACAGAACAAGUAAUACAGAUGUGCAAUGAUAACGAGAAGUGUAAAGACUGAAACAAUCAUGGCUUCUUCUGUUUGACUGUGCUUUAAGAACGUCUCGACAUUUUGCACAGGUUCUGCAAAGAUUACAUUUUGUUUAUAAUAAUAAUCAAUUGAAACAGACUAUUUUUGGUAUAAGUUGUAUGAGGUGCAUAUAAGUGCUUACUUUCAUCAAAAGGAUGCUAAUUCUCAAAAAUAGUUUUUAUUUUAAUAAGAAAGUUUAUUUUUACCAAGCAUUGUCACAUUGACACAAGAACUCUUUGUGCACAGAAGACCAUGUGACAUAACUUAAGGUGCAUGACAGGAAAGACUUUUUUUUUUUAUUAUUAUUUGUGAUUGAAUUUUUCUUUUGUAUUGUGUUGAGGUUUUUUCUGUUUUAUUAGGUUUUUUUAGCCAAGCAUCUUUAAAAUGAUGUUCUGUGCUUGCUGUGUGAGUGUUGCUAUGGUGGAGUGUUACAUGUCUUUUCUUGUUAGGUGUUUUUGGUGUAGAUUGAUCUGUCCUAUACAAUUUGCCUUAAAUUUUUUUCACACAAUAACUGUAUAGGCAACUAUCUAGAAUAGAUAAGCAAGAAUAAGUUCAAAAGAAAUGCCUUGUAAAUCAGCAACAUAGGGCUUUUUUAGUAUAUAGCUAUUUCAAUUAGCUAAACAAACCUUUUGGUUUCUAUUGUGUUUUAGGUGUUUUUAAUGGGUUUUUUUUUUUUUUUCCCACUGAUCUCUGCUGAAUAAUAAUGGAAGUAGAACUUUUAGAACAGAAGAAAUGUUCUGAGUGAAACACAUUUUCUGAAUCUGGUGGAAUUUUAAUAGGAUGUAAUGUUUGUAAUUUUCAGAAGGCUCAAAUGUCUUCUGGUUGUUUUGAAUGAGAGGAAUUCUGCUGAAUGAUUUACGUUUAAACAAAUCUUGCCUUUUUUUAAACUAACUUGAUGUUGUAGUUUUAGCUUAAGAAACAGAUGGGGUGGGGGGAUUGGAGAUCUGUCAAAUUGACAGGAUGUUUUUUUUUUUUUUUUUUUUUUUUUUUUUUUUUUUUUU